Molecule: messenger RNA, 345 nt
Organism: Cokeromyces recurvatus
Lineage: Eukaryota; Fungi; Mucoromycota; Mucoromycetes; Mucorales; Mucoraceae
Exons: 2
Coding region: 1-345 (114 amino acids)
Source: RefSeq, a predicted model, not a curated record
AUGCAAUUGAUAUCAGGUACCUCUGUAGCCAUAGUAGAAUGUUCUUCAUGCAGUGAGGCAGGAUAUGCCAGUGCUCUUUCUAAACAAUAUGAGACGUUCAAAAAAUCCCUCAGUUUUAACUAUAAAAAAUAUACAGAAACAUUCUAUUUGGAAUCAAUUAUCAGAAUAAAAUACAAAAAUAUAUUCAUAGAGACGAUUAUUAAACUCAGUAGGUUCGUUAGAAGUAUAAUCCUCAGUAGGUUCGUUAGAAGUAUAAUCCUCCGUGCUCAAAUUUCUAUCGACAUCUAUAUUGCUGUUAAUAAGAGAUUAAAUAACAUAGUUGUAAUAAUUCAACAAGACGUCUAG